This is a messenger RNA of Moesziomyces antarcticus, 861 nucleotides long. RefSeq lists its product as uncharacterized. The transcript has a single exon. The record is from RefSeq and is a predicted model, not a curated record. The coding region runs from base 1 to 861 and encodes 286 amino acids. Lineage: Eukaryota; Fungi; Basidiomycota; Ustilaginomycetes; Ustilaginales; Ustilaginaceae.
AUGACUUGGCCAACGACCACGAUUUUCGAUGCGGUGUUCAUCCCGCUGUACGCCAUCGUUGGAGUGUUGAAUUUGGUCAAUGUGGUGCGUCACGGACGCGGGCGCACUGUGGGAUUCAUCUCGCUCCUCAUCUUUUCCCUCGUCCACCUGGUGGGCAACGUCAUGCUUGUUGUCGAGUACAAGACCAACUAUGCGUCGAUCACCGCUACAGUGUGGGGCUACAUUCUUCAGUCCAUCGGACUUUCGUUCCUCGUGUCGUCAUCAAUUGGAUUCUACACCCGAGCAUGCGGAUUGCUGGAUGCAGACGACAAGACGGGCCGCGUGGCUAAGCUGCUGAAUCUCGUCAACCUCGCAGCGCUGGUCUGCGUCAUUACGGGAUACACCAGCACAGACUUUACCAAUGCGCAGGGCGAAAUGAUCAACCCCAAACUACCGGUGCAGACCAAAGUUGGAGCCCUGCUCUACGUGGGAUUGAUCGCCGUCAUUGCCGGGCUGGCAGCGGUGCGCCUGGCAAGAGCCAGCAUCGGUGAAGCCAAACUCAUCAGGCUGGCCUUGCUCGUCGCUCUGACGUUCAUGCUCGUAAGAGCAGGAUACGCAGUGUACGCCACUUUCAAGGGGACGAUUCUCGUGCCUACCAACGUGUGGGUCAAACUCGUGCUGCAGUACAUCGCCGAGUUCCUCGCACUCGCCACGUAUACCGCCCUCGGAUUCCUGCUGGACCGAGCUCCACAGGCAUCCGAAAUCCAUCUCGAGGAGGCGGCAAGCGCAAGUUUUACCAGGGACUCUAGCUCGACCGAUGGCCACUGGCAGAAAGUGCCCAUCACCUACGUCCAGCCUCGCAUCCCGCCACCACGCGCUUGA